UUUAUACAAAUCGUUUGGAGGCCAUUUUGAUGAAAAAAAUUAGUCAAGCAUGCGCAAACGUCCUUUCUCGUUGAACUCGCGACAAAUUCACACAGCGUGCACAUAGUUUCGUGUCGAAAAAGACUUAAAAAUGCGUUACGUGGCCGCUUACCUGUUAGCUACCUUGGGUGGUAACACCAACCCCAAUGCAAAGGAUAUUAAGAAGAUUCUUGGUAGUGUUGGGAUUGAUGCUGAAGAAGAUAAGCUGGACCGUGUGAUAGAAGAACUUCAAGGAAAGGACAUCAAUGAAGUGAUUGCUGAAGGUCAAAGCAAGUUGGCUUCAGUGCCAAGUGGUGGCGGUGCAGUUGCAGCAGCUGGUGGAGGAGGAGCAGCCGCAGCUGGUGGUGCUGCUGAGGAAAAGAAGGAAGAAAAGAAGAAGGAAGAAUCUGAGGAGUCUGAUGACGACAUGGGCUUUGGACUGUUUGAUUAAGUCGAGCAUCCACAUCAACAAAGUCUUCAUAAAAUAUAUUUUACUUUAUUUAAACAACACUAUUAUUUCUGUUAUGUAACAUCAAUGCAUUUUUUGAAAUUGUGUUGGAAAUAAAGCAAGUUAGAAAAAAAA
Molecule: messenger RNA, 601 nt
Organism: Anneissia japonica
Lineage: Eukaryota; Metazoa; Echinodermata; Crinoidea; Comatulida; Comatulidae
Product: 60S acidic ribosomal protein P2-like
Exons: 4
Coding region: 131-469 (112 amino acids)
Biological process (GO): cytoplasmic translational elongation
Cellular component (GO): cytosolic large ribosomal subunit; ribosome
Molecular function (GO): structural constituent of ribosome
Source: RefSeq, a predicted model, not a curated record